AUGUCGUCCCUCAACUCGCUCUUCAAUCGCUCCUCCCCCUUCGGCACCAAAUGCAAAACAUGCUUGAAUUUGAUCAUUUCGAGGAUCAAGCUGCUGCGCAAUAGGAGGGAGAUGCAACUGAUAAAUAUGCGCAAAGAGAUGGUUCAAUAUCUUCAGACAGGCCAGGAGUCUAUUGCGAGGAUUCGGGUGGAGCAUAUUAUUCGGGAGCAAAAUAUAUUGGCUGCCUAUGAGAUUGUUGAGCUUUUCUGUGAAUUUGUUCUGGCACGAGUCCCUAUUGUUGAGGCCCAAAAGGAAUGCCCCAUAGAAUUGAGAGAAGCAAUAGCUAGUAUAAUCUUUGCAUCAGGAAGAUGCUCAGACUUGCCUGAGCUAAUGCAUCUCCGUAAUUUGUUUACCACCAAGUAUGGGAAGGAGUUUGUUGCUGCUGCUAUGGAAUUGCGCCCUGAUUGCGGUGUUAAUCGCACAAUAAUUGAGAAGCUUUCAGUUAAGGCUCCAUCAGCGGAAUCAAAGUUGAAGGUUUUGAAAGCUAUUGCUCACGAGUACAACCUUGAUUGGGAUUCAUCUAAUACCGAAGCAGAAUUUAACAAGAAGUAUGAAGAUCUGCUGGACGAUUCAGGAUCAUCAGUCCGCCAAGUCCAAACACCUACAACUGAGAGCUCUCCAGCCUCUUCCAUUUCCAAAGAUAAGCCAUUGAUUCUACCUGUCAACGACACAAGCAAAAACAAAACUCCCGAGUCCCCAAAGUCACCUGCUGUGAGUUCAAGAGCAUAUGCUGCCACCAAGGGUAAUGUGGACAGUCAAGAGCAUCAGCCCCCUGCUGCGGAGAGAUCAUCCUAUGCUGGUCCAGGCUCGUCGGACGUGCUAGAAAAGGCCCGAGCUGCCAUUGCUGCAGCCACCCGUGCCUCUGCCGCCGCCCGUGCAGCAGCAGAGCUUGUUAACAAGGUUAAAGUUACAACUCAAUGA
This is a messenger RNA of Triticum turgidum subsp. durum (durum wheat), 960 nucleotides long. NCBI's taxonomy places the organism in Eukaryota, Viridiplantae, Streptophyta, Magnoliopsida, Poales, Poaceae. The record is from the annotation of a GenBank genome assembly.